AUGGAGAAGGACGGCGGCGGAGGUGAGGGAGCAUUGCGGGAGGCACCAGGAGAGGUAGCAAGAGGAAGAGGAUGGGAGAGGCAAAGCGGGAGCGAAGCGGGAGAGCAGGUCUUCUCCACUCCGCGCCCACAGUGCAAAAUCGUCAGGAACGGAGGGAGCAAUUCUUGUGGUUUCUCGGACAAAGUGGCGGUGUUUGGUAGCGCUCUGCGGCUUCUUAUGCGGAGCGCUGGCAAACACGCCCUUAAGUCAGGAGUACUUCUGUGCUUGUCAACUAGGGGCCUCUCUAAGAGGGAAAAAAUACAACGAAACUAG
Molecule: messenger RNA, 312 nt
Organism: Miscanthus lutarioriparius
Lineage: Eukaryota; Viridiplantae; Streptophyta; Magnoliopsida; Poales; Poaceae
Source: the annotation of a GenBank genome assembly